Cuscuta campestris is the source of this 1447-nucleotide messenger RNA. The record is from the annotation of a GenBank genome assembly. NCBI's taxonomy places the organism in Eukaryota, Viridiplantae, Streptophyta, Magnoliopsida, Solanales, Convolvulaceae.
AUUAUUGACUGUCCUAGAACUCUAAACCAAAAGCUGCAUCAUCCCUUGAUUCCACCAAAAAAUAACAACUCGUUUAUACCCCGGGUCUCGGGUAUAACAUUUGGUAUCAAAGCUCUUUGUUCCUACAUCCCAAAGGACCAAGAACACGCAUCCACUCUUUCUCCUUCCUUCAUACUAGCUACUGCCCUACCUUCGUUCUUUCACUUCCUAGUUCAAAACAUGUCUCACCCCUCCCAAAAAAUCACCAAGGAAGACUUGGUUGCAUCCAAUGCCGAACUCAAAGCUCAAGUUGAGUAUUUGGCCAAACAAGUGGCUCAACUCACUAAAAUGAAGUUGAAGAUGACGGAGACACCCGAGGAAAGUGAAGAUGAGCAAGAAGAAGAGUCCCAUGCAGAAACUCCUUCCUCUUCCAUACGAAAGGACAACCAAGAGAAGUCCUCCACUAGUUUCAAGGUUGAAAUCCCAACCUUUGAUGGAAAGGACGAUCCCGAUGAUUUUAUCGAAUGGUUAGAGACAGUUGAACGCGUCUUUGACUAUGCCGAAGUUCUGGAAGACAAGAAGGUCAAACUUGUGGCCUUAAAAUUCAGAGGCUACGCAUCUACGUGGUGGACUAACACUACCACCAAGCGCAAAAGAGAAGACAAGGCUGCUGUUAAAACAUGGACCAAGAUGAGAGCUUUAUUGAAGAAGAAGUUCAUUCCCACUCAUUAUAUAAGGGAAAACUUUUCUAGGCUUCAACACUUAAGGAAAGGAAAUCAGUCCGUGGAAGAAUACAACCGAGAGUUUGAAGAACUCUUGAUGCGGUGUGAUCUCCAAGAGAAUGACUCGCAAACUUUUGUGAGAUACCUCUUUGGCCUAAACACCCAAAUCGCCAACACAGUGGAGCUGCAAACCUUUGAGAGCCUUGAAGAGUUAACCAAGUUAGCACUUAAGAUGGAAGCCCAACUCAAGAAGGGCAAAUCUUCUUUGAGCCGUGGCAAUUCUUCCUACCCUAGUACAUCAAAUUCCACCCCCCUAGCUGCCCAAAACCCCACAGAUCCCUCCCCUCAAAAUCCUAAAACCGUGCACCCUAUUUUCUCACCCAGUGCUCCUCCUCUUCCAAAACCAAGUUCCUCAAGUAGCCGAGUCCCAAAGGAUUCCAUGGAGGAACGCGUGGGAGAAAGAACACUCAUUUUGAGAGUGUAAAGUUGUGUUUCCAAAUUUCCCUCUCCCGAGAGCCAAAGCAAAGAGUGUUCGAUGAUGAAGGUUCAAACGUGAUUGAGUCUCACCCCGAAGAUGAACUCGAACAAAACUCGAAUUUGAGAGCAAACUCUUUCGAAGAAGGGGAGGAUGUUAGAUAUCUGGGAGCAUCCACGAAGACUUUCCGUAGCCCACAAAAGGGAAGGCGGAUCAAGGGAAUAAGGCCGAAGUGUGGCGACGUUAUAUGGAUUAAAUUCACUCCGUUGCC